AUGUCGUUCAACCCUUCCUCUCCGGAGGCGCUGCUUCCCACCCCCACUAGUGAGAAAGCUCCGAGCAGUGCGCCGCCUGGCAUGCCCGCCACCGCCUCCCGCCCGGCCCCGGAUAUCGCCAGCUCGCGGAGCUGUGUAACGUGUCGCCGCCGCAAGGUCCGCUGCAACAAGCGCUCGCCUUGCUCCAAUUGUGUCAAGGCUGGCAUUGACUGUGUCUUCCCCCCACCCGGCCGCGCCCCGCGCAGAUCCAAGCGUCCGCCCGACACGGAGCUACUCUCGCGCUUGCGGCGCCUGGAGGGCGUCAUCGAGCACCUGAACGGGAAAAACUCUGAGAACGGCGGGUCUACAUCCAGUGUCUCGCCGACUCAGCCGCCUUUGACUUUUGCGUCCCUCCCCUCUGCUCCUCCUACCGCUGCGACCGCGUCAUCAAGCAAAGCCGAAGCAUCGACGGCCCCGGACUCUGGUUGCCCAUUCGAGAAUGACGAUCCCAAGAAGCUUGCGCCCAAGAAGUUCGAGAAUGAGUUCGGAAGACUGGUUAUUGAUGAAGGAAGGAGUCGAUAUGUGAGCAAUCGGCUUUGGGCAAGCCUUGGGGACGAGAUCGAAGAACUUCAGGACCUCCUCGAUCACUCUUCAUCCGAAGAAGAUGAUACUCCCUCUCCAGAAUCCUCCCAUUCAGGCUCCCACCAGGGCUUCCUUUUCGGCUUCUAUUCCCUGUCCCACUCGCUUCGAGAGUUCCACCCGGAUCUACCCAAGGUGUCGAUGUUAUGGGAAGCCUAUAAAGAGAAUGUUGCUCCUUUGAUCACCCUUGUGCACAAAGAAACGGCUCGGAAUCUCUUGGUCGAGGCAGCGCAGCAUCCGGACUCGUUGGAUAAAAAUAACGAAGCGCUCGUGUUUUCUAUCUAUUUGUCCGCUAUUGUCAGCUUGAAACCUGACGAGUGCAUGGCCCGACUAGGUGAGGACCGAACCAUUCUGGUCAAACGCUAUCGCUUUGCCGUGGAACAAGCACUCUCAAGGGCCGGCCUGCUUAACACACAGAGUUUAAUCCUCAUUCAGGCGGCGGUUCUCUUUCUGAUCUGCGUUCGCCGGGAGGAUGAUUCCAAGUUUGUGUGGUCCAUGAACUCUGUUAUCCUGCGCCUCGCUCAGGGUCUGGGCGUACAUCGAGAUGGGACCAACUUUUCUCUCAAGCCGUUCGAGACGGAGAUGCGCCGACGCCUGUGGUGGCAUAUCUGUCUUCUGGAUGUCCGUUCCUCCGAGGAUCAUGGAACCGAUCCGCUGAUCAACGAAAGCAUGUACGACACUCGGCUCCCGUUGAACAUCAAUGACGACGAUAUCACACCAGAAAUGACAGUGGCCCCGGAAGAACGGGUUGGUUUCACUGAUGUGACCUUCUGCCUCAUUCGUUGCGAAAUUACGAGCGCUCUACGGCGCGCUAAUUACUCUUGCCCCGGUGUCCGAUUCCGUAUGGGCGAGUCUACUCCUGGGAUCGAUCGCUGUGAGCGACUGAUCCAGGUCAUCAGCGACCGUGUCGAGGAGCGAUAUAUCAAACACUGCGACAUGAAUAUCCCGGUCCACUGGGCGACUGCAACGGUAGGACGGCUCAUUCUCGCAAAGCUAUGGCUGGUUGUUCAUCAUCCGAUGACGCGGAGGGAUCGGGUUACCACCGUGUCCCAGGCAACUCGCCAAAGCCUGUUCCUGACCGCCAUUGAGGUUCUUGAGUUCGGCCGCCUCCUUGAAACCGAUCCCAAGACCGCGAAAUGGGGAUGGUUGGUCCGGACCAACAUGCAAUGGCAUGGACUCGCCUUUGUCUUGUCUGAGGUGUGCGUCCGUCCAAUCUGCCCCGUCACCGACCGGGCUUGGAACGCGGUCAAUGGUAUUUACACGGACUGGGAACGCCAGGCAACACACAAGAGGGGCAUGUUGUGGCGGCCGUUGGCCGCAUUGAUGAAACGAGCCACUUCAUUUAGAGCCAAGCAACAGGAAGAACUUGUCGCCAAGUUCGGUCCGAACCUUACAGCAUACAAUCCUGAACCGACUGAUCUCGUGAUGACACAUCAUCAGACUCUCCCUCAUAUCCAUAUGCCAAAUGCAUCACCGCUUCCUUCGCCAAUUCCUCCAUCCAAUCCAAACAAUCAAAUGGAAUCUGACCUGGACAUUAAUUUGAAUCAGGCGCCGUGGGAAACACUGCAGAGCAUCUUCCCUAAUACCAACUUCCUUGCUCCAGUGGCCCUCGACAAUCCACCUAUCCAGGGCCCAGCUCCGGCGGUCAGCAUACCCACAGGACAGUCCUUUAAUACCCCUAUGAGCAACCCUUUCAUGUCCCAGGAACAUAUCCCCGAUACUGCCUCGCUCAGCUGGGACGAAUGGGACAAAGUCAUGCGGGAUUUCCAGAUGGACGUCGACAACGAGGAUUCAAAUGCCAAGGUUCCCAAUGUUACAGAAUGGUUCUCAUGA
Molecule: messenger RNA, 2451 nt
Organism: Penicillium canariense
Lineage: Eukaryota; Fungi; Ascomycota; Eurotiomycetes; Eurotiales; Aspergillaceae
Product: putative C6 transcription factor
Exons: 2
Coding region: 1-2451 (816 amino acids)
Biological process (GO): regulation of DNA-templated transcription; DNA-templated transcription
Molecular function (GO): zinc ion binding; DNA-binding transcription factor activity, RNA polymerase II-specific; DNA binding
Source: RefSeq, a predicted model, not a curated record